AUGUUGAAAAUUUUUCUAAAAUAUUUCAUAAUUCUCUUAGCCACUCAAACGCUCCAUUGCGGCGAAGUAACCAUUAAAAGUGUCACCUGUAAAACACAUGAUGCCAACUUUUCAAGAUUCGAUUUGUGUGAAAUGGCACCAACUGCCAAAAAUAUCCCAGGCAUAUCCCUAAUCAUACGAUUUCUUCGAUUGCCGGUGACAAAUAUUCACUUCCGAUAUGUAGUAGGACGUACAGGCUCCCCUCCGUUGAUAGCGCUGAACAACAGUUGGGAUCUUUGUGCAUUUCUGAGAAAUGGAAAAUCGUCCAGGGCCUUGGCUACUUUGUUCAAACAAAUUGCCUCAUUUACCAACAUCAAUCAUAGUUGUCCCUUUAAUCAUGAUGUUAUCAUACAAAAAUUUGCUGUGCCCCAUGGAAAUCCAAAUUUCGUUUUUUUCCCUGGUGACUACUUUGCAAAAGUUGAGACUACCAUUGAUGGGAUAAAGCGAUUCACCAUAGACAUAAUAAUCAACAAUCAAAUAUAA
This is a messenger RNA of Stomoxys calcitrans (stable fly), 522 nucleotides long. RefSeq lists its product as uncharacterized. The transcript has 3 exons. The record is from RefSeq and is a predicted model, not a curated record. NCBI's taxonomy places the organism in Eukaryota, Metazoa, Arthropoda, Insecta, Diptera, Muscidae. The coding region runs from base 1 to 522 and encodes 173 amino acids.